AUGGUACAACGAUGGAGUAUUGCGUCUUCUGCCUAUUCCUACGACAUCCAUCAUCGCAGUGCGCAGUCCAUUCCACACGCAGACUAUCUAUCACGCUACGCCAUUUCGGAGGAGGCUUCUACGGGUGAUUGUCUACUCACUCAACUGCUCCCUGUAAGCCGAUCUGAUCUAGUUCGCGAAACCAGGAAAUAUUACCACGCUAUCAUUUCCUGUGUCCGUCGAGGUUGGCGAGGUGAUAUCAAGCGUCGAUUUCCGGAAUUCUAUAAACGUCAUGAGGAGAUUCCUGUGACAUGUGACGGUGUCUUGUGCUACAACGAUCGCAUUAUCACAGCCUUCGAAAUGGACUCCGUGGCCAGUAUCUUCCGAGUCAUGGCAAAGAAUACAUGUGGAUUACUGCGAUUCAUUCUUCAACAUAUACUAAGCAUUGGUGAUCGUCGAUUCCUAUUCCCGUUGGCCACAACUCCCAGUUCAGAAUUUACUAUUCGAGCACUCAGUAAAACGUUCAGUAGAGAAGGUGUCCCGCAUGCUAUCGUGACUGAAGUCACGGAAGUCAUUUCACUGCCAAGAAAGUUACCGAUUGCUUGA
This is a messenger RNA of Echinostoma caproni, 585 nucleotides long. The record is from the annotation of a GenBank genome assembly. NCBI's taxonomy places the organism in Eukaryota, Metazoa, Platyhelminthes, Trematoda, Plagiorchiida, Echinostomatidae.